AUGAUGAACGUCGUGGCCAUCGUGCUCGUCCUCUCCACUCCGGCGGCCGCGGGGGUCUGGUCCCCCGCGCCGCCGCCGCCGCCCGCGGCCCCGCAUCACGCCGACCACGUCGUCCGGGAGGGCCGACGCGUGGUCAUCGUGGAGUACGAGCGCGAGCUCCCGCUCUCGACCGAGGACGGCGGCAGUGUCAAGGUCCAGGAGACGCGCGUCCUGCCCCCGGAUGCGCUCGACGGCGUCGAGGGCGACGGCGGGGUGUUCGACGAGGCCAGGGGCGUGGUCUCUGACGCGGCCGGCAAGGUGGCCGGCGCGGCGGAGGAGGGCAAGGAGAGGCUCUCCGACGCCAAGGAGAGCGCCAAGGGCGGUGUACUCGGCGCGGUCAAGCGGUGCAAGGACAGACUCUGCGGCGCCGGCAGGAAAGUGGAAGAGGGAGCCAAGGACGCGGCGUCCCGCGUCGAGCACGGCGCGGAGGACGCGGCGAGGGGCGCCAAGGAGGCGGUCUGGGAUGCCAAGGACAGCGCCGAGAACAUGGCGUUCGACGCCGCGCAGAAGGGUAAGGAGACGGUGAAGAGCGCCAAGGACAAGGCGUCGGAGGCCGCACAACAGGGGAAGGAGGCCGUGCGGAGCGCGAAGGACAAGGCAUUGGACGCCGCGCAUCAGGGGAAGGAGACCGUGAAGAGCGCCAAGGACAAGGUCUCCGAAGCCGCUGGCAAAGCGAAGGAGAAGGCGUCCGACAUCCAGCACGGAACAGCCGAAGCGGCGAAGGCUGCCAAAGAGAGGGUGUCCGAGGCGGCCAGGCACGCCAAGAACACCGUCCGGAGCGCCAGGGACAGCGUCUCCGACAUCGCACAGAGAACCGAGGAGCGCGCGGAGGCCGAGGUGGAAGUGAAGGCGAGGGCCGCCGAGGUGGGCAAGAACCUGACGGACAUCGCGCGGCGGGCGCGCGACGUGGGCGCCGACACGGCCGCCCACGUGCUGGCCGCGGCGCUGCCGCGGCAGCAGCUCGGCAUGCUGCAAAGCAAGCUGUUCCCGGUGUACUUCCGCGCCAUGGCCUACGGCGUCGGGCUGGCGCUCGCAGCGCACCUGCUGGGGCGGGAGCACAGGUCCGUGGCGUCGCGCGCGCAGAGCUUCAACCUGCUCGCCGCGCUCGGCCUCGUCCUCGCCAACAUGCUGCUGCUCGAGCCUAAAGCCACCAAAGUGAUGUUCGAGAGGAUGAAAGUGGAGAAGGAAGAAGGCCGGGGACGUGACAUGGUGGACAUCGUCGACCCGCCGGUGGUGACCGUGGCCACGCCGACCGCCGCCACCACCACCACCGUCCCCACGGCGGCGGCCACAGCGCGCACAGGCACAGCUCCCGCGGACGGCGCGGGGACCGGCGGCAAGCAAGCGAAGCCCGCGACGGCAACAGGCGACGCGGAGAUGUCGAAGAGCAGGGUGACUCUGAGCAGGCAGCUGAAGCAGCUCAACGGCUACUCGUCCCUGUGCAACGUGCUGUCCCUGAUGUCCCUCACCUGGCACCUCGUGCACCUGGCGCGCCGCCUCCACGCGGGCACCGCCGCCUGCUAG
Molecule: messenger RNA, 1563 nt
Organism: Miscanthus lutarioriparius
Lineage: Eukaryota; Viridiplantae; Streptophyta; Magnoliopsida; Poales; Poaceae
Source: the annotation of a GenBank genome assembly